UUCCGGUACAAGUGAUUAAAUAUUAAUAAAAUAAAUAUUGAGACAUUGUGUACGUGUAGAUAACACUUGUCAUUGGCGCUUGUCUGACGUGGUGGUCUGACCGAUUCGUCGACAACACGGGAAGGAUAACCAAAAAUCUAGUGAAAUAUUUCUCAAAUUUGUAAAGUAAAUAAUAAAUAAAAAUGUUGGACAGUUUAUUCGACGAUGUCAAGCGCAUGAACAAGCGGCAGUUUAUCUACCAAGUUUUAAGUUUUGGUAUGAUAGUGUCGUCAGCGCUAAUGAUAUGGAAAGGCCUCAUGGUGGUUACGGGGAGUGAGAGUCCGAUAGUGGUGGUACUCUCGGGCAGUAUGGAGCCCGCAUUCCAUAGAGGAGAUCUGUUGUUUUUAACGAAUUAUCCUGAGGAGCCCGUCCGCGUCGGAGAGAUCGUUGUCUUCAAAGUCGAAGGGCGAGACAUUCCCAUCGUUCACAGAGUUCUGAAACUUCAUGAAAAGAACAAUGGAACAGUGAAAUUCUUAACCAAGGGUGAUAACAAUAGUGUGGAUGACCGAGGUUUAUACGCACAAGGACAACUGUGGCUCACUAAAAAGGAUGUAGUUGGUCGUGCUAGAGGCUUUUUACCUUAUGUUGGAAUGGUUACAAUUUAUAUGAAUGAGUACCCUAAGUUUAAGUUUGCAGUGUUAGCAUGCCUAGCAAUUUACGUUUUAGUACACAGAGAGUAAUGGAUCUGAGAUGUUGCAGAAGCAAGCUGAGGAGUGAAUAUGGCACUAUGGAUGUAUUUAAUUUUAUGAAUAAAUGAAGUUCUCUCUUCUAGCAUUCCUUAUACUUUCGAAAAAAAUGUUAUUUGUCACAACCAAUAGUAAAAACUACAUGUUACUCUUUUAACUGUUUACAGAUUUUUAAGUUUCAAUUCUGGAAGAUAGAUUUUUUUUAUAACGUUCAUCUGUACGAUAUAAUUAUAGGCAAUUAUCUUAAACACGGUAUGAUCUAGAAAUUGCCGCGUCCUGCAACAGAAUAUUGUUAAUUUUAAUAUUCGCUCCGUGCACAACGUGAACGCGUCUGAUUCGAAGUUUUGAGGGCUCUGAUAUUUCUGUAACAAACAUUGUGAAGAUAAUCACGGAAUUAUUUGACUGUACAGCACCAACAACGACAUGCAUGUUGAAGAUUGCAACGUGAUAUCGGGAACUGGAAACUAAAGUUAGUUUCCAUUCGUUAGGGUGUCCAGUUCGCAUUCAAGAUGCGAGUGAGAUUAGUGUCAAUCAUGUAAGUUUGCAUUUAUGUAUUUUUUAUACAUAUAUUAUGCAAGUUGUACUAAACGUACGUAAACAUAGUUGCCCUUUUUGGUGCUGUGAGAAGUGCGAUCAAUUUUGUUAUCUUAGAGCCAGACAUACUUAUCGAAGGCUAUUGACGAUUUGUCCCAACAUACAACUAAAAUAAUGUUUAUAGCGUGAAACUACCGCCGAUGGCCGUCGACGAGUAUACCUUGACCGUUAAUCUUGUGUGCACGAGGCCAAUUGUAAUCAAACUGUUUAAAUAAUUACUACAACCGCUUAUUUGAAUGUCAGUAGUUUAAAAGUGCUAUUACCUCAUUGUGUUGAACAUUUCUAAUUUUAUUAAUAGUUAGUUUAGCUCGGAAACUAGAAACAUUUAAAAAAAUAUUGAAAUAAAAUUAUUUUUUAAUGUGCAUCUUUUCAUUUAGGAAGCACAACCACAAAAUCUCGCGUACGUUAUUACUGGUAGAGUUAA
This is a messenger RNA of Hyposmocoma kahamanoa, 1743 nucleotides long. RefSeq names its product signal peptidase complex catalytic subunit SEC11A (gene twr). The record is from RefSeq and is a predicted model, not a curated record. The transcript is spliced from 4 exons. Bases 183 to 719 code for a protein of 178 amino acids. Gene Ontology annotation, cellular component: signal peptidase complex; membrane. NCBI's taxonomy places the organism in Eukaryota, Metazoa, Arthropoda, Insecta, Lepidoptera, Cosmopterigidae. Gene Ontology annotation, molecular function: serine-type endopeptidase activity.